AUGAUAGUUGCAGAUGCAGCGGGUCUCAGGAAGCGAACGACCUUGAGGAGGUUACGUUGGUACGCCACCCUGGCGCGGCGGAGGGGAAGCAGGAGAGAAGUAGGGGAGGGAGGCGCCGACUCCUGGCGAGGGGGGAACCGGCUCCUGACCGCGGCAGUCCAGUCAGUGUCCGCGCGGCCGCGCACGCAGGCGGACCGCGAGAGGAUGUUGCAGCAGCUGCUGCUGCUGCUCUGCUGCGUGAUCACGGCGUCGCGCUGCGCCGACGUGCUCAGGUGCUGCCCGCGCGGCCAGAAGCUGCUGGAAGGCGGCUGCGGACCCACGGACGAGCCCUGGACGCCGCUCAUCUACUCUGAGCGCCGCGGGGAGUACCUGCCCUUCGGCGUGACUCCCGCGCACUGGAACCUGGUGGACGGGGGCAGGCCCGACUGCGGCGUUGCCGGUUCGGAGGUUCGGGUGCGCUCGUCGCCGCAGGCCCCGGCGUUCGUGCUCUUCGAGAACGGCUCGCUGCUCCUGCUGGCUACCGAGGGGAUGGUACCGCCGGGGAGGUACUGCGUCGACCACUCGGAGGCCGUGGCGUGCGUGGAGUCGCCGGCGGCGGGUGGUGGGGCGGGGGUUCCGGCCGCCCCCGGGGGAGGCGUGCCCAAGUGCUGCGGCCCGGAGGCGCGCUUCAGCGAGGCGGCGCUCGCGUGCGUCAUGGCGGAGGGUGACCCGGGGAUCCCGGGGGCGGGCAGGGCCCAGGGCUUCCCGGCGUGUCGCGACGGCGAGGAGCUGGGGGUGGUUGACACCGCCCCCGCGGGGGCGGGGCACGGAGACCACUGCCUGGAGCGCCUGCUGGGGGCGGCGGAGGACGACGUGUCCGUGUUCGCGUGCCACGUGCCGGCCCAUGACUCGCCGGUACACCGCGACCCGGCCGAUCUGCGCUUCGUGCUCUACCCGGUGGGGCUGUUCCUGUCGUGCUUCUUCCUGGCGUGCACGCUGGCGGCCGGCUGCCUGCUGCCCGCCUCGCACCACAUGCUGCACUGGCGCUGCCAGACCUACCACGUGGCGUGCCUCCUGCUGGGAGACUUCCUGCUGGCCGUCACCCACCUGUCGGGACACCGCGUCGCCGGCGCCUUCUGCCUCGUGCUGGCGACUUCCACGCACUUCAUGUUCCUGGCUGCGUUCUUCUGGCUCAACACCAUGUGCUUCAACAUCUGGUGGACGUUCAGGGACCUGCGGCCGGCCAACAUGGACAAGGGCCAGGAGCUGCGGCGCCUGCGGGUGUACCAACUGUACGCGUGGGGGUUCCCCGUGCUCGUGGCAGGCCUGGCCGUGCUGGUGGACAACCUGCCCGCCGAGUACGGCUCGCUGCUGAGGCCGCGCUUCGGCCGACACAGCUGCUGGUUCUACGGGGACAAGGAGAUCCUGGCCUACUUCUACGCGCCGGUGGGCGUGCUGCUGCUCAUGAACCUGCUGCUGUUCGCGGCGACGGCGCGCGAGCUGACCUGCGGCCUGUGGCGAGGCGACGUCAACAGCAGCUCAGAGAGGUCGACGCUGGGGCGGGUGUGCCUGAAGCUGGUGAUCGUGAUGGGGCUGACGUGGCUGGCGGACGUGGUGUCGUGGGCGGCGGGCGGCCCCAGCUACCUGUGGUACCUCCCCGACGUGGUGAACACGCUGCAGGGGGUGUUCAUCUUCGCGGUGGUGGGCUGCCACCCGCAGGUGUGGGGCGCCGUCAAGCGGCUGUGGUGCCUGGAGGAGCGGCGCGAGGCGGCGCGCGGCGCCGGCCACCUGUCGUCGUGCUCGCACGCGUCGGGGCGCUCCGUCGGUGAGCUCACCACCGGCACCACCAAGACCCUGCCGCUGGAGACGCUCUGCUGAGCGGGGGACCCGGGUACGUUGGACGGCCGAGUUGAAGAGUACUAGUCACUCUCGAGUCCUCGGGUAGGAAUGUCUGCUGACACCCACCAGGAUCAUGCCGCUUGAGACGCUGUGCUGAGCGAGGGACCGAGUCUUCCCCAGGUAUGUUAGACGGCCAAGACACAUCUGGUUGCGUGCCAAGUUGAAGAGUACUAGUCACUCUCGAGUUCUCGGGUAGGAGGAUAAUGCCGCUUCAGACGCUGUGCUGAGCGUGCACUUGUUACCCAAGAGGAUACUUGUCACUAACUCCCCUCUCGAGUCCUCGCACCAAACACCAGCGUUAUCUAAGGUCGUGCCCUCUGAACACGUGUUGGAUGAGUGCAUGAGUGCACGCGUGAGAAACUCCCAUCGAUACAACCGGGACUGCGCUGAGCGAGAUGCAGCUACCCUUGAGGAUACUUGCCACAGAUUGUUUUUCUCGAUCCAGCUGGUGCCGCUAAUCGCACGUUGAACCAGUACAAGUUACUGCGAACCUCCUGUGCACGCAAGCAUCCACGAAUACGAUGUGUUUAGUGAGAACAAGAGUGUUUACAGAGCAAGCUCUUUGCAAACUCUCCCACGUUCUAGUCCAUCUAAAAAAAAAAAAAAAAAAAACAUCCAAGUCCGUAACAAAGUCACUCUGUGGGAUAAACUUGUGUGUUCUCAUGAGUCCAUCAGUGCAGCCAAGGCCAUUUCUCUUGAAGAGGCUGUACUGAGCUAGUAGUUACACUCGAGGAUGCUUGCCACAAAAAAAAACCUUGUGUUUUGCUGCAUCAAACAACACAUACAAGAACAUUCUGCUAACACCUUGUGUCGUGAUAAGUUACUAGCAGUGCUUUUGUAAGAAACUCGUACUGUGUUCUCUGUAAUUCACCAUCCAUCAUGUGUUUGGAGGCCUACAGGAGUUCAUGAGUUGGAAAUUUGUACCACUUGAAUGAACGUGUACCAUAUCACUGGGGACAUUACGUUGAGUUGGUCACAUCAAUUACCUUGCAACUUUGGCUUCGAGUACGUAGUUUGAUGGCUCCACAGACAUUCCCGCUUUUCGUGCUCACUGAAGAGCAAAACUAGUUUGGUUGUGCAAAUGGAAAUUUUUGUGCCAACUGAGAUUUCUCAUCCUCCCCGUGUAUCACCAUAUUCCACAAAAACAUAUUUAUCUGCUUUUUACUUUAAAGUAUUUGAAAAAAUUUAUGCUCGCUCAUACCUGUUUUGAUUUAAAGGACAUGAUGUUGCAAAAUUGUUUUAAAAAACUUGGUGUAUUCUAGAAUAGGUAUUUAUUUGUCUUUUUAGUUCUUGACUGCUCUGUUUUUGUUGCACUUGCAAGCAAACAAGAAGUAAGAUGUUGUUAUUGUGGAAGGAUUCACCAGUUUCCAGUGCUUCAAAAUUGUAGCACCAUAACUCUUUUUACGUUAGAGGGAGUCCUAACAUUACAUACAUUAGCAGUAUAAUACACUGUGUAUAGGUUUUUAAAUAAGGCCAUUUAACACUAAACAGAUAUUUUAAAUCAUGCUAUAAUUUGGUCAUUCAUUCCACUCUAAAUCUUUGCACAAUGUGAACCAAUUUGUAAAUUUAUUUUUUUACAGGUAAUAUUACCAUACCUGUAAUUGUAUUUUAUGAACAAACAAGCAAGUAUGUCUUGCUGCUCAUAACAGUACUUUAAGAUGUAUUCAUAUUUAGGUAAUUAAGAAGAUGGUGAAUUUAGAUAGUAUUUUAAUAAACCUACUUAAUAAAAUAGGCAUUAAGAUCUGUAAACUUACUAUAAACUUCUAGACACACAAUUUCAUACUAAACCAUUGUGUUCUUAAAUGAAGGCAUCCAAAGACUAGAUAUUGUUUUUGUAGUUUUUUUCCUGAUAUGUAGAAUAUAUUAUCAUAUAACUUAAAGAUGCAGCACAAUAAACUAAAAUUGAAAGUGCUGUUAAAUUGAAAUAAAUGUUGUAUAUAAUUCUGACAAGGUUAUUUAUACCAAAAAAAUUGUAAGUACUGUAUUUUUGUGAAAUGUUGUACAUAGUAUACGAAGUGUGUAUACAAUUUUGUUGCUAGUGUUUAAACUCGACCAAAAAUUUUUUUAGUGAAAAAGCAGCUGAGUGGAUUUAAAUCUUAAAGUUCCUAUGGUAACUUUUCCCCCAAAACUUUCUGUGGUGUAGGUACUUUUAAUACUAAAAAGUCCAAUACAUUUGAUUCCAAAUCAAAGAAAUGUAGUUUUUUUUUUUUUUUUUUUUUAGUUCAGGGAUUUCCUUUAAUAACAUUUUACUAGCAGUUUUUUUUUUUUU
Molecule: messenger RNA, 4147 nt
Organism: Bacillus rossius redtenbacheri
Lineage: Eukaryota; Metazoa; Arthropoda; Insecta; Phasmatodea; Bacillidae
Product: probable G-protein coupled receptor Mth-like 1
Exons: 5
Coding region: 1-1857 (618 amino acids)
Biological process (GO): G protein-coupled receptor signaling pathway; cell surface receptor signaling pathway
Cellular component (GO): membrane
Molecular function (GO): G protein-coupled receptor activity
Source: RefSeq, a predicted model, not a curated record